AUGAGCACGGCCGGCUCCGUGCGAGAGCUCAGACCCACUGGGGGCAAAUCCCGGCUGCAGCCGGCUCCCAGGGCGGCACCCCAAGGCUACGGGGCCGCCUUUUCCCCUACUUUUUACAACAUGAGAAGAAACAGAGUGAGGUUCCUCUUCCGUGAGCCCGCGGCUCCUCACAACACUGGCCUGAACGUGCUCUUCCUCCCACAGCCCACCGAGACAGAGCGCUGCAUUGAGUCCCUGCUGGCCGUCUUCCAGCGGUACGCGGGACGGGAAGGGGACAACCUGACGCUCUCCAAGAGGGAGUUCCUGGCCUUCAUGAACACCGAGCUGGCCGCCUUCACAAAGAACCAGAAGGACCCAGCAGUCCUGGACAGGAUGAUGAAGAAACUCGAUUUGAAUAGCGACGGGCAGCUAGACUUCCCUGAGUUCCUGAACCUCAUCGGGGGCAUUGCGGUGGCCUGUCACGACAGCCUGGUUAAGACCCCUUGCCCCUAG
Charadrius vociferus (killdeer) is the source of this 492-nucleotide messenger RNA. RefSeq names its product S100 calcium binding protein A11 (gene S100A11). Gene Ontology annotation, cellular component: cytoplasm. The record is from RefSeq and is a predicted model, not a curated record. The transcript is spliced from 3 exons. Gene Ontology annotation, molecular function: calcium-dependent protein binding; calcium ion binding. Bases 1 to 492 code for a protein of 163 amino acids. Gene Ontology annotation, biological process: regulation of cell population proliferation. NCBI's taxonomy places the organism in Eukaryota, Metazoa, Chordata, Aves, Charadriiformes, Charadriidae.